Messenger RNA from Gastrolobium bilobum, 2307 nucleotides. RefSeq lists its product as uncharacterized. The record is from RefSeq and is a predicted model, not a curated record. The transcript has 2 exons. The coding region runs from base 1 to 2307 and encodes 768 amino acids. NCBI's taxonomy places the organism in Eukaryota, Viridiplantae, Streptophyta, Magnoliopsida, Fabales, Fabaceae.
AUGAGAGAUAUACAACAACAAAUCACGGAUCUUCGACAGCAGCUUCACGCGACUGAAAUACGUUUACAAACGGCUGAAGCGUCCAAUGCACAACAGAUCACGACAUGGGAAGUGGCUCAUGAUCGACGUUUUGAGGCCAUGGAAAAUCAACAACAUGAGAGAUUUGAUGAAAUGCAAGCGGAUCUGGAACGUGUUAUCCAGCAAAACCCCAACCAAGGUAUGAUUCCCAAUCAUGGUCGUCACAAUGGGAUUCUGGGUCCUGGACCCGAUGGCAGAUCCCCGCGACUGGAUCUACCGAGAUUUUCCUCCGGCAAUCCCACUCGGUGGUUGUUUGCUGUAGAACGCUACUUCACAUUUUAUCAAACACUUGAACCUGAUAAAUUGUUACUUGCUUCGGUUCACUUGGAUGACCCAGCCACAAGCUGGUUUCAAGGAAUGUCUAGAGAUGGUCUUAUUCUUACGUGGAACGCCUUUGCUUUUGCACUAGCUCGCGUGUAUGAAGAUCAACUGAAUCUUGAUAGACCUUUUAAAUCAUGGUCUCCUAAACCCACUCAAUUGGUGACAGCUACAGCCCAAUCAACAGGGACUACCUCCACCCUUCACACUUCACCUAUUGCAGCCAUUCCAAUUAAACGCUUAUCUCCAGUAGAGAUUCUAGCUAGAAGAGAGAAAAACCUUUGUUUCAAUUAUGAUGAGAGGUACUCAUUUGGCCAUAAAUGUAAAUCAAAGCCUGCUCUUCUCUAUAUGGAAGGUGAUGAGGGUGAUAAUAUUGAAGAACAAAUAAGUGAUAUUGUCCCCAAUUCGGGUGAAAUGGUGGAACCAAAUUGCUCUUCACCAGAAAUUAGUUUUAAUGCUCUCUUUGGACAUAGGACUUCUCGUACUUUCCGUUUGCAGGGGUUUGUCUCAGAUCAUUCAUUGCAAGUUCUAAUUGAUGGAGGCAGUACUCACAACUUCAUUACACCACAUAUGGCUUCUUAUCUCCACCUUACUUUACAUGCCAUCACUCCCUUCUCAGUUCAAGUGGGAAACAGUGAUAAGUUACUUUGUGCAACAAAAUGUAUGGGAGUACCACUAGUCUUACAAUCUGAAUCGUUUCUUGUGGAUUUAUUUGUCAUUGAUCUUAAGGGUGCUGACGUUGCUCUUGGGGUACAAUGGUUAGCCACUUUAGGCCCUGUUAUUAUUGAUUAUCAUAAGCUUACUAUGUCAUUCACUAGAGGUGAUGUUCCUAUUGUAUUACAAGGAGCUAUAACUCUAGACCCUUCAUUGCUAUCAACGACCCAAUUACAGAAGCUCAUGGCACAUGAUUCUAUUGAUGCAUGCCUGAUGUGUUUUACCCCCAGCGGCCCAAUUACCAUCCAUCAGACUAUUUCUCCUAUGGGCCAAGAUAAUGACAAUCUAAGUGAUAAGCCAGCACUACAACAGUUACUCCUUGAAUUUACAUACGUCUUUACCCCACCGUCCUCACUUCCCCCUGAGCGAUUUUUAAACCAUAAAAUUGUGCUCCAACUUGGAUCUAAACUAGUUCAGGUGUGCCCUUACCGUUAUCCUCAUUUUCAAAAAAAUGAGAUUGAACGCUUGGUGAAAGAAAUGUUGGCAGAUGGGCUUAUUAGAGCAAGUCAAUCUUCUUUUAGUUCUCCAGUUUUAUUAGUUAGAAAGAAAAAUGGGGCGUGGCUCUUUUGUGUCGAUUAUAGAGCUUUAAAUGCAGUUACUAUUAAAGACAAAUUUCCCAUACCCACAGUUGACGAAUUACUAGAUGAACUACAUGGUGCAACCAUUUUCUCAAAGCUUGACUUGCGUUUAGGCUAUCAUCAGAUUCGAAUGGAGCCUUCAGACAUUCAUAAAACUGCACUCCGAACACAUCAAGGACACUACGAAUUUGUAGUGAUGCCAUUUGAACUCUUGAAUGCCCCUUCCACUUUUCAAGCUAUAACGAAUGAGGUUUUUUCUGCAUACCUUCGUCGUUUCGUAGUUAUAUUUUAUGAUGAUAUUUUGGUCUAUAAUGCUAACCUUCAGGAUCAUAUUCACCAUCUCUAUCAAGUAUUACACACACUACGAAGCCAUCUGUUCUAUGUGAAGUUGUCAAAAUGCUCUUUUGCACUAUCAUCUAUCCACUUCUUGGGUUAUAUCAUUUCAGGGCAUGAGGUUGCUCCAGAUCCAGCUAAGGUUCAAGCGAUUGUGGAUUGGCCUAUACAUACUUCGCAAACCCAAGUUCGGGCAUUCUUGGGUUUAUCAGGCUACUACAGAAGAUUUAUAAAACACUACGCCAUGGUUGCUUCUCCUUUAUCUAAUUUGUUAAGCAAAACAUGA